Messenger RNA from Coregonus clupeaformis (lake whitefish), 1050 nucleotides. RefSeq names its product TATA box binding protein like 2 (gene tbpl2). Gene Ontology annotation, molecular function: DNA binding; RNA polymerase II general transcription initiation factor activity. The transcript is spliced from 7 exons. The coding region runs from base 52 to 921 and encodes 289 amino acids. Gene Ontology annotation, biological process: DNA-templated transcription initiation. Lineage: Eukaryota; Metazoa; Chordata; Actinopteri; Salmoniformes; Salmonidae. The record is from RefSeq and is a predicted model, not a curated record.
UCCCAGUGGUGUCUAAAAGUGAAUCCUGUUUGUGUUUCUACAUGGUCAAUCAUGGAGGAAGAUUCAGCAUUGGAUGCCUCUGGCUACCUGUUUGAAGGGGACCUGGGCAUGCAGGCCUCCACUCAGCUUCAGGACCCAUCCUUCCUCUCCUCCUUUAGCCAACCGGAAAAGAACGUCAGGGAGGAUCUGGAUCUCCGCUUCCUGCCUGAUGAUCUGCCGGAAGAGACCAGUGGAAACGCUGCUUCUAAUGCUAACGUGACACAAAACAGUGGCGUCUUCAAUGGCUAUAGACAAGAGGAGUCUGCUGAGACUGACCCUAAAAAGGUGGCCAUGCUGGGAGCCUCUACCUUCUGUCCCAUGACUCCAGUGGCUGAGAGUUCUGGAAUCAUCCCCAUGUUACAGAAUAUUGUAUCCACAGUGAAUCUGGCCUGCCCACUGGACCUGAAAUCCAUCGCUCUACAAGCCAGAAAUGCUGAGUACAACCCCAAGCGUUUUGCUGCCAUCAUUAUGAGAAUACUGGAGCCUAGGACCACAGCGCUCAUCUUCAGCUCUGGAAAGAUGGUCUGCACAGGAGCCAAGAGUGAGGAGCAGUCUCGCCUAGCUGCCCGCAAGUAUGCUCGAGUGGUGCAGAAGCUGGGCUUUCCAGCAAAAUUCCUAGACUUCAAGAUACAGAACAUGGUGGGGAGCUGUGAUGUCUGCUUCCCCAUCCGGCUGGAGGGUCUGGUGCUGACUCAUCAGCAGUUCAGCAGUUAUGAGCCAGAACUGUUUCCUGGUUUGAUCUACCGCAUGGUGAAACCACGUAUUGUGCUACUGAUCUUUGUGUCUGGAAAAGUGGUUCUGACAGGAGCUAAAGAACGUGGAGAAAUCUAUGAAGCCUUUGAGAACAUCUACCCCAUUCUGAAGGGAUUCAGAAAGCAAUGAAGAAGUGCAUUCGCUGAUUUGUGUGAAGUCAAUGAAAGCAGUUGAUGCACUUAAUCUUAAUUUCUGUUAAAACAUAACUGCGUCCUAAAUUGUUACAUUUUGUGUGUUGCACUUGUGGGAAGUGUGUAG